Molecule: messenger RNA, 1620 nt
Organism: Hevea brasiliensis (rubber tree)
Lineage: Eukaryota; Viridiplantae; Streptophyta; Magnoliopsida; Malpighiales; Euphorbiaceae
Exons: 1
Coding region: 283-1242 (319 amino acids)
Source: RefSeq, a predicted model, not a curated record
AAGCUUAGAACUUUCCUCACUGAAACAAGUUAAAUCAAAGAUUAUUUAACAAGCCACAUCCUAAUUCGAAUGGAUGGUUCUCUCUUUCAGAAUAAGAAAUAUUGAGACCAAAAUUGAGAUGGGAAAAAAAUAUUGGAAAUUAGAUGGCAUUUCAUUAUCCAUCUCACCAAUACCUACAACGUUUCAACAGAAAGAAGGCCCAUUGCUUAAAAAAUCAGAAGGCAAUAUCUUAUAUGUGAAAGGAGGCUUGUGUACUGACGGUAAGCGGGCAACCCAUGAACAAUGAGCAGCAAACUCUUGCAGCCAUGGAAUCCGGCAUUCCAACCAGAAUGGGCUUUUGAAGAUAUACGCAUAACCUUCUUCAAAUGUGUUAGAUGGCAAGUGGAAGAAACAUUUGAUCCAAUCAACUGCCCUUAUCAUUACUUCUGCGACAGCACUUAUCCUGGGAAUUAUCCCCCUUAUGUGGAUGUCAUAGUUUUUCUAUUUGCAACUGCUUCGUACCUGGCAACGCUAGUCAUUAUGGUAAUGGAUAUAUCAAGAAGAGGGGAAGCUCAUUUCAGUCGUUACCGGAGAUUCCUGCUACCCUCAGGUCCAAUUUCUCUCCCAAUAAUCCUCUUAACACUAACCAAAGGCUACAGGAUCAAUUCUAUAUUUCCUCUCUCCUGCAUUGGUCCUGCAAUUCUUCAACUGCUUUAUGUAUCUUCUCUUGCUUUUGAUAUUGGCGUUGAUAAAGAUGUCAGGUAUGCACUCUAUGAGGCAUCAACCAUUUCUGGAAUUCUGCAUGGAAGCCUACACCUAGAUUCCAUUAUAUUGCCUUACUACACAGGUUUCGAUGCUCUGGUUUCUUCUACAUUUUCUGGUGAGUGCCAAUCCUGCGUGUGUCGAAGGGAGGUUUUGUUGGUAGGAGGGAAGCUGGUCACCUACAGAGGGUGGUCUGUGACUACAUUUUUAGUUGUGGGGGCUCUGUGCUUGAGGAUUAUACGCAGAAUGAGUGGACAGAAUAGCAGCACCAUCAUGGCAAUCAAGUCCUUGUUGGAAAGCUUAGGUUGGAUCUCCAUUACCUUGGACUGUAUCUAUCUAACAAGAAAGGCUCCACCAGAGCAACCUAUGAUGCGAAUUACUGCUUUCGGAAGCAUACUCGCAUUGGUUUGUCUUCAUCUAACAAAGAAGCUCUCCUCUCAUACUACGCGAUACCUGCAAAAUUACAUGAAUAGAAUACCAAUGAGAAGUAGGAAGGGAUAACGGGUCAAUCUGAUUCAGAUCCCAUCCUUAGAGGGUCAAAGGCCUGUUAAAAGAGUUGAUCUUUUAGCAAUUAAGAUCCGCUUACUUGUACACUUACAAAUUAGUUGUAACCUGAAAGUUUUAAGUUCCACACCGAACCCUUUUUUAAAAAGAAUUCUUCUCUGGUGCGUGCAGAGAAAUCAACAAAUGUAUAAAUUAGUCAUCCCAAGGGGAUGGACAACCCAAGGAAAAAAACUUGGAAUUUCCAUCAAGAAAUUCUGGUAGUGGUUAUUGAAAGAAGAGAGCUACUCCUAUUGUAUAGCCCAUUCUUUUUUAUUUUAGUGUAAAAGCGAAAACUGUAUAGUAUAAAUAUAAUUGGUUCUUUAUCUUUAUUCAAUA